Lindgomyces ingoldianus is the source of this 1204-nucleotide messenger RNA. RefSeq names its product methyltransferase type 11. Gene Ontology annotation, molecular function: methyltransferase activity. The record is from RefSeq and is a predicted model, not a curated record. NCBI's taxonomy places the organism in Eukaryota, Fungi, Ascomycota, Dothideomycetes, Pleosporales, Lindgomycetaceae. The coding region runs from base 97 to 951 and encodes 284 amino acids. The transcript has a single exon.
CGUCACACCUGCAGCUUUCUACCUAAGUAUAGUAGUUUAAAUGAUACUCCUCCUAAAUUCAUAUCCAAGGUAACUCACUUCUACCACUACGAAACCAUGAGCGCCCAUCAAAAAUCAACAUACGCUCAAGGCCACCACCCCUGCGUAACUGCAGCUCACGCCCUCCGAUCCGCCGAAGUCGAGGGCGCCUUCGUUCUCCCCCACCUCUCUCCCAAGUCCUGCAUCCUCGACGUCGGCUGCGGCCCUGGAUCCAUAUCCGCCUCCUUCGCCAAAUACGUCCCUGAAGGAACCGUUACAGGCAUCGACCUCACGGAAGAAGUGCUCUCCCAAGCCCGCUCCUAUCUUUCCAAACUCUCCCCCACACCCCCAAAUGUCACAUUCGAACUCGGCAACAUCGUUGAUGGACUCAAGUAUCCCAGUGAUACGUUCGACGUUGUAUUUACAAGUCAAGUCCUCAUACAUAUCCCGGAGCCGGUGAAGGCGAUGAGAGAGAUGAAGAGAGUUUGUAAGCCUGGCGGGUUUAUCGCGUGCAGGGAAUCAGAUCUUCCAUUUCAUUGGCACCCGUACCUCCCGGGUCUCCAGCUCUGGGAUAAGUAUUUAUAUAAUCUGACGAUCGUUAAAACCGACCGUCAACAUCCGAUGAGCGCACCUCACGAGCUGGGGCAUCGUGCAGGAUGCUUAUUGCCGGCGUGGGCGAGGGAGGCGGGGUGUGAUCCAGAGAAGAUGGUGAAGGGAGCUGCAACGACUGUGUAUGCGACUAUGGAGGAGCGGAGGCGGUUUAGUGAGGGGUUGUCGGGGAGGAUUGAAAACGCGGGCAUGGGGGGGAAGUUUAGAGGGUUGGGGGCAAGCGAGGAGGAAGUAGGAGCUAUGGUUAGGGAUUUGAAGGCUUGGGCAGAGGAAGUAGAUGGGUGGUUUGGGAUUUUGCAGGUGCAGGUGAUUUGUUGGGUGUGAUGGGGGCCGUGGAUUAUUGUUAUUCCAUGGAUUCAGAGCAUUGCGCUUGGGGUACCGUGGAUGGAUCAGGGCACGAGGUGACCGUUAAGCUUUGUGGAGAAUGUCAUGCCAAGCCUCUUGACUCUCCAGAGUGCUUGGAACGGCGGAAACCACGGUUCAUGGCGCGCAAACUCAUCCAUCAAGUGCCACUAUGGAGUAACUUUAAGUGUUACAGAAGUUGCAGUAUUGCUAGCUGUUUCUAACCCUGAUUUUG